AUGACAUCGAAUAAAAGACGAUGCUCAUCAGGAAGUUCUUCGACAACACGCUCGUCACCAGCAGCUAAUUCAUUAAAACAAGUUUCAACAUUUUCUCGUUCAAAAACAUGUGCAUUUACGGUCACACCACCGUUAAAAUCCAAAACUGACCGUCUUCAGCCACUUACAACUUGUCAAACACCACCGUUGAUCACUGAGACACUUCCUGAAGAUGUUAAUAAACUCCAUCCGGCUAUGGUCAAUGAAAUUUCUCUGCAUUCGCAAGGUCUCUGUACAAUUCCGAAUCUUUCGCAAUUUACUAAAUUACAAAUUUUGGAUCUAUCCUGCAAUAGUCUCACGUGUAUCGAUAAUUUACGAUCUCUAACAAAUCUACGUGAAUUGAAGCUAUAUGGCAAUCAAAUCCAACAAAUCGAAAAUCUCGAUUGUUUAACACAAUUACAAAUUCUUCAACUACAAUACAACGAAAUCGAGAAAAUCGGCCACGGAUUAGUUUAUCUCACUCGUCUACAAACCCUUCGUCUUGAUUCAAAUAAAUUAUCUUUGAUUCGUCCAGAAGAACUCUCCAAACUCUCCCAAUUGAAAGUUCUCGACACAUCCGAUUGUCCACUCGAAUCUCUUGAAUUCAUCAACUCUCUCCCAUCGAUCACUGAAUUUCGCGCUAAUCAUUGCCACGUGAAAAUCCUUCCAAACCAACUGCGUAAUUUUCGUUAUUUAACCGAUCUUGAUUUGUCGAACAAUCAGCUGAUUAAUCUAAUCCCAUUGAAAAGUUUUACACUAUUACGUCUCCUUCGUUUAGCAAGUAACCAAAUUGAAGAUAUUCAAAUCCUAUCAUCAUUGAUUCAUCUAAACGAACUUGAUUUGUCCGACAAUCGAAUUCGUUCAUUGCCGAAUUCAUUUGCUAAACUUAUCGAAUUACAAUGUCUGAAUCUAUCGAACAAUCAGAUUGAUUCGUGGAAAAAUAUUGAGGUUCUUUCACGGCUCAAUUCGCUUUUUAUUUUGAAUAUUAUUGGCAAUCCUCUUUUAUCGGAAGAACAGAAUUAUAUCGAUAAAUUAUCGAAAUUAUGUUCGUCGUUAGAAAUUAUUGAUGACGUGAAUAUUCAAACCGGUGCUAUUCAAAUUCCUCCCACUCCCUCAUAUGAACAAUUGAUCAACAUUGACAAAGAACUUCACGAAGUAGAUCACACGUUAGAAAAAUCAAUUACCGACAUUGAACAAAAAUUCGAUACUAUUCUCAGUGAUUUGCAUAAGUUAGGCGAAUGGUAUAAUGACAGAAAGGAUUCGACAACUAGUCGACGCACACCCGAUAGAAAAUCAAAACACCGUCUGUUCCAAGCGUUAACAUUCAGCGAGGAAAAUUAUCAGCAUUCGAACGUAUAA
Molecule: messenger RNA, 1377 nt
Organism: Adineta ricciae
Lineage: Eukaryota; Metazoa; Rotifera; Eurotatoria; Adinetida; Adinetidae
Source: the annotation of a GenBank genome assembly